This is a messenger RNA of Pteronotus mesoamericanus, 9664 nucleotides long. RefSeq names its product Ras association (RalGDS/AF-6) and pleckstrin homology domains 1 (gene RAPH1). The transcript has 17 exons. Gene Ontology annotation, cellular component: cytosol; plasma membrane. Lineage: Eukaryota; Metazoa; Chordata; Mammalia; Chiroptera; Mormoopidae. Gene Ontology annotation, biological process: signal transduction. The record is from RefSeq and is a predicted model, not a curated record. The coding region runs from base 324 to 4277 and encodes 1317 amino acids.
AUCCGCCGCGGCUGGGCGCUGCGGCCGCCCCGCCCGGCUAGCGCUCCCGCCCCGCCCCCGCUGCCGCCGCCCGGUCCGUCGGUCAGUCAGUCAGUCACGGAGCGUGCGGCGCGGGAGCUGCGGGCGCUCACGGAGUGUCUCGGGAAGGAGCGCCGCGCCUGAGGAGGAGGCGGUGGCGGCGGCUGGAGAAGCGCGAGCGGCGGCUGCCCAGCCUGGGGCCGCUACAGUAGCCGGGGCCGGCGGAGGACCGAGCGGCUGUGGCGUUCCUUGGAUUUUGCAGGAACAAAUGGGCAAGUGAGGGAAUAGACAGAUGGGGGUACAAGAUGGAGCAGCUAUCAGAUGAAGAAAUCGACCAUGGUGCUGAAGAAGACAGUGACAAAGAAGAUCAAGACCUGGACAAAAUGUUUGGAGCCUGGCUGGGAGAGCUAGACAAACUCACUCAGAGUUUAGAUUCUGACAAGCCCAUGGAACCAGUGAAAAGAUCUCCUCUUCGCCAGGAAACAAACAUGGCCAAUUUUUCUUAUCGCUUCUCCAUAUACAACUUGAAUGAAGCUCUGAAUCAGGGAGAAACUGUGGAUCUGGAUGCCCUAAUGGCCGAUCUUUGCUCUAUAGAGCAGGAGCUCAGCAGUAUCGGUGCAGGAAAUAGUAAGCGUCAAAUCACAGAAACAAAAGCCACUCAGAAAGUACCUCCUAGCCGACAUGUAUCAAAACAUGGCACCUUGAAAGGAUUGUCUUCAUCAUCUAAUAGGAUAACAAAACCAUCACAUGCCAACUACUCCCUGGAUGACAUUACUGCACAGUUAGAACAGGCCUCCUUGAGCAUGGAUGAAGCUGCUCAGCAAUCUGUACUAGAAGAUACUAAGCCCUCAAUAACUAAUCAGCACAGAAGAACGGCAUCAGCAGGUACAGUGAGUGAUGCUGAAGUUCAUUCUAUUAGUAACUCCUCUCGCUCCAGUGUCACUUCUGCAGCUUCCAGCAUGGACUCUUUGGAUAUUGAUAAAGUAACACGUCCUCAAGAACUGGAUUUGACACAUCAGGGGCAGCCAAUUACUGAGCAUGCUAUUUCUGUGAGAUGUCCCAGCAAGCAGGCCAAGCGUCAUACUGACUUCACAGAAGAACAGGCUGAGCUGACACCUCACUCCUAUCUGGACAGGGAAACCUCCCUUCUUCUGAGAAACAUUGCAGGAAAACCUUCUCAUUUGCUGACCAAGGAAGAACAAGCAGCAAAACUGAAAGCUGAGAAGAUCAGAGUUGCCCUAGAGAAAAUUAAAGAGGCACAAGUGAAAAAGCUGGUGAUUAGAGUCCACAUGUCUGAUGAUAGUUCUAAAACAAUGAUGGUGGAUGAGAGGCAGACAGUGAGACAAGUACUGGAUAACCUGAUGGACAAAUCCCACUGCGGUUACAGUUUAGACUGGUCACUGGUGGAAACCAUCUCUGAGUUACAGAUGGAGAGAAUCUUUGAAGACCACGAAAACUUGGUUGAAAAUCUUCUUAAUUGGACAAGAGAUAGUCAAAACAAGCUUAUAUUUAUGGAGCGUAUAGAAAAAUAUGCACUUUUCAAAAACCCACAGAACUAUCUUCUGGGGAAAAAGGAGACAGCUGAGAUGGCCGAUAGAAACAAAGAAGUGCUGUUGGAGGAAUGUUUCGGUGGAAGUUCUGUAACUGUACCAGAAAUUGAAGGAGUGCUUUGGUUGAAAGAUGAUGGCAAGAAGUCCUGGAAAAAGCGUUAUUUUCUCUUGCGAGCAUCUGGUAUUUACUAUGUCCCUAAAGGAAAAGCAAAGGUCUCUCGGGAUCUGGUCUGCUUUCUCCAGCUGGAUCAUGUGAAUGUUUAUUAUGGACAGGACUAUCGGAACAAAUACAAAGCCCCUACAGACUAUUGUCUGGUGCUAAAGCACCCACAGAUCCAGAAGAAAUCUCAGUACAUCAAGUACCUUUGUUGUGAUGAUGUGAGGACCCUGCACCAGUGGGUCAAUGGUAUCCGCAUCGCAAAGUAUGGGAAGCAGCUCUACAUGAACUAUCAAGAAGCCUUGAAGAGGACAGAGUCUGCAUAUGAUUGGACUUCCUUAUCUAGUUCCAGCAUUAAAUCAGGAUCCAGUUCUUCCAGCAUCCCAGAGUCUCAGUCAAAUCACUCUAAUCAGUCUGACAGUGGAGUAUCUGACACUCAGCCAGCAGGACACAUCCGUUCCCAAAGCAUUGUGAGCUCCAUUUUCUCUGAAGCCUGGAAACGAGGCACUCAGUUGGAAGAGUCCAGCAAGGCCAGAAUGGAGUCUAUGAAUCGAUCCUACACUUCACUUAUGCCCCCUUUAUCCCCACAACCUAAACUAGUCAACCCCUAUACUGCCUCCCAGCCUUUGCCUCCCUUACCGCCCCCACCCCCUCCCCCUCCUCCUCCACCCCCACCUCCGCCCCCACCGCCCCCACCUCUGCCCAGCCAGUCUGCACCUUCUGGGGGAUCAGCAGCCACCAUGUUUGUCAAGUACAGCACAAUAACCAGGCUGCAGAAUGCUGCUCAGCACUCAGGACCCCUGUUUAAGCCUCCGCCACCCUCAGUGAUGCAGCCUAUGUCCACGACCUCACAGCCAGCAAAGCCUCAGGUCCCUGUGCCCCCCAAUGGAGUUGUGCCCCCACCCCCUCCGCCACCCCCAGCCCCCACCCCGGGCUCAGCUAUGGCCCAACUAAAACCUGCACCUUGCACCCAGUCCCUUCCACAGUUCAGCUCUCCCCCCCCUCCACUGAAGAUACAUCAUGUUCAGCAUGUUACUCAAGCAGCUCCUCCAACACCCCCCCCACCUCCUCCUGUCCCUCCCCAAGCCCCUCCCAAACCUCUUGUGACCAUGCCACCAACCAGCACCAAGACUGUGCCCCCCGUUGGUGGGACACAGGCUGUGCCACCUACACCUAUUCCUCCAGUCCCCCCAGCAAAAAAACAACCGGCUUUUCCUCACAUUCCUCCCUCUCCCGCUGCUCCUCCUGGUCCUGUCCCCCCACCCACGUUACCCAAGCAUCAGAGUUUCAGCGUAAAACCACCUCCCUCUCCACUGUCCCCAGUGCCCUCUGUAGUGAAGCAGAUAGCCAGCCAGUUCCCUCCGCCUCCAACCCCUCCUCCCGUGGAGCCGCAGCCCUUAAAGCCAGUCCCAGCAAAUGCAGCCCCACAGUCCCCACCUGCUGUGAAAGCAAAACCCAAGUGGCAGCCCAGCUCCAUCCCUGUCCCUUCUCCAGAUUUCCCUCCUCCUCCUCCUGAAAGCAGCCUGGUGUUUCCUCCUCCUCCUCCGCCGCCGCCGCCGCCGCCGCCACCGCCGCCACCACCACCACCACCACCACCUGUCCCAGCCCCGCCACCACUGCCAUCUACACCCACAGCUUCUACCGCUGACAAAAGUGGAUCUCCAGGCAAAAAGACCAGUAAGAUGUCCAGCCCUGGGGGAAAGAAACCACCCCCGACCCCACAGCGAAACUCCAGCAUCAAGUCCAGCAGUUGUGCAGAGCACGCUGAGCCUAAGAGACCCUCAGUGGACAGUCUAGUCAGCAAGUUCGCGUCGCCAGCAGAACCCUCUGGGUCUCCAAGCAAGGAGACCCCACCACCUCCUGCUGCGCCUCCCAAACCUGGAAAACUAAAUCUCUCUGGAGUUAACCUUCCUGGAGUCCUCCAACAGGGGGCAGUGGCAGCAAAAGCAUCUGUCUUGAGUGGGCGUGGCAAGGACUCCGCGGUAGAAUUUCCCUCUCCUCCAUCAGACUCCGACUUUCCACCCCCUCCACCUGAAACAGAGCUUCCUCUGCCCCCCAUAGAGAUCCCAGCAGCGUUCUUGGGAAACAUUUCUCCGAAAGUGGCAGUAGUUAAUCCUCAGCCCCAGCAGUGGUCCAAAGCGUCCGGGAAGAAGGCCCCUCCGCCCACACGACCCAAAAGGAAUGACAGCACCCGCCUCACUCAAGCGGAGAUCUCUGAGCAGCCAGCAGCGCCCACAGUUGUGCCACAAGUGCCCACCUCUCCCAAAUCCAGCCUUAGUGUCCAGCCUGGAUUCCUGGCGGACCUUAACAGGACCCUGCAACGGAAGUCCAUCACCCGGCAUGGCUCGCUCUCUUCCCGCAUGUCCAGAGCAGAACCCACAGCCACCAUGGAUGACAUGGCGUUGCCCCCGCCACCCCCUGAACUGCUGUCUGAUCAACAGAAAGCUAGUUACGGAGGCAGUCAUAUAUCAGGCUAUGCGACGCUGCGGAGAGGCCCUCCUCCCGCUCCCCCCAAAAGAGACCAGAAUACCAAGCUUUCAAGAGACUGGUAGCUUCCAUAGGACUUUAUUUUCCUAGUGUCUGUAAUCGGUUCUACAAUCAGCUCACCUGACCAUCCCUGAAUUCAGGUGUUCAGAGCCUUCUGGUAUGUUAUUCAGGUAGUGUCCAGCUCUCUCUGUGUGUGUGUGUGUGUGUGUGUGUGUGUGUGUGUGUACAUACCUAUGUGUGUAUAUGUAUAUAUAUAGCUUGGAGUGAUUUAUUCCUUUUCUCUCUUAAUUUGAAAAUGGAUUUUGUGUAUUUGGAGCGGAAGAGGCAUAGAAGGGGAUGUGUGUCCUGUCCCUUAUGAUACCUAUUACCUGUCAUGUGGAUUGGACCAAAAAAAGUUCUGAUGACUUUAGAUGUAUUUUAUGUCUCCACGUGCAGCCUAUCUGUGCAUGUUGUGUAUUAUAUAUUAAGGAAUAGAUGUGUAAUGUGCUGUUUCUCAGUUUGAGAGGACAACCAGAAUGUUUGGUGUUAUCUAUAGGGCUUUUGUGUUUGUUUUAUCCCCAGUUGGCUUAAGUCAGAGCUGUUUGACAUUUCAUUAACUAUACAUAAAGGAGCACUUUAAUCAGGAACGUCUUUCAGCUUCACAGAAUGGGUGAAUAAUGCGGUAUGGGGAAAUUUCAGACACUAUCUGUAUGCAGUUUUGCGUAUGAAGUAAAUACAUGGUGUAACUAAACCAUUCUAGUUGCAGUACUUACUGCUGCAGUGAUUCACCUGAAUCUAGGAUGUGUUCUGUCAAAGGUAAGCUCUUUGCCUAAAAUAAUGUGGAUAAUUUAGUACUAUGAUCUUGGAUAUUUCUUUUAAUACUGUUGGAAUCCUUCCAUGGGCUUUGUGAAGCUUCGCCAACCUUGGCUUCACGAUCCUUGCUAUAACUUACUCUAAGUGAGUAUCCGACACAGUAUCCUGGAAUGUUUAGCCCCAGUAUGUCUUUGGGUCACCAGUUAUUUUUUGUGUGCUCUAGGUAGAUGUUGAUCUUAGGUUAUCUGUAGACAGUCGCUAUAUCAAAUAUACCCAUCCUGUAUCUAAUACGGUCCAUCAUUAUGUAAAACAAAAAUCACCUUCUGAAAUGUCUUUGUGUCUUGAUCUCUAGAAGGUUGGGGUGGUUACAAAAAGGAACAAAAUGGCCCCUGUGCAGGUAUCAUUAAUCGUGUUGUACAUGGAUUAUAACGUGUAAUACGAAUAACUCCUUUAAGUGUGGGACUGUCACGGAGGGGGAAAAUAAGUGAGGUUUUGUACUGCAGCAUGCUAGGAUCCUUGCCUGUUGCAGCCUGGUUGCAAAGAUCUGUCCAGGUUACCUUGUGGUCUGUGGGAGUAAUGUAGUCCAAGUACAGAUAGUGACAUAUUAUGCAUGUGCAAUUUGGCAUCACAUGAAAUGAUCACUAGUAACAGAAUAUGCUUUAUGCUGCAAUUCACGCUUUUUUUCCCCCCUGUGAAUUUUCCUUUGUAUCUGAUGAUAAACUGACCAUUAGGAAUAAAAUGCAAUCUCAGAGCUGCUCUUAAAAGAAAACUAGCCAUCCCAGGAAUGAUGAAUGAGCACAUCUUGCAAUGAAGCCUCUGCGUCUUGUGACUAAGGAUUACCAAGGGCAAGCUGCAGAAAUCUUUGAUGCUGUCUCCUAAGGGAAAAAUGUGCUAGUGCGGUGGGGCAGAUAGAAGUAAUUCAAGACAGUGAGAGAUGUGAGGUGUACCCAAGAAACCCUUAUAACCCACCCUCCCACAGUGUUGCUCGGAGAGAAGGGGUGGCACUUCUUUGCUGCCACAUCUGCAGGAUGUUCAGUAUAGUCAUGUGGUUAUAGAGCAAUAAGAAUAUAUAUGCCAUAGUGCAUUUUUGUAAAGUCAUUCUUUAGAAAGAUUCUUUUUGGAUCCUCUCAGUUGAUCACGAGGACUGUGCAUUGUUAUGCUUAUGAGGUGGCCUUUAACACAUCUACAUUGUUAAUUUAAGCAUGCACUGCCGUUUGGGUACAGGUUGCCAAGCUCCACGUGAAUCAUGAGUGAAGUGAUACUGCAUAGUCUCUGCCUGCAGUUUUAUACUCUUAAGAAUCACCCUUACUUGUGAGGCGAAGAGUUGAGAAUACGAAUCCAGUGAUAUAUUCGUCGCUAGGGUUUUUUGUUGUGAUGGUGGUCUUUUUUUUAUAUGAAGGCAGACUUCAACUUUAAAUCACCUCCUCUCAACCUUCAUUCACCCAUGAUUUGAAUCCUAAGACAGCCUGUUUUUUCAGUAUAGGCUUUCCUCGGCCUUCUGGCUGUUGGUCCUGAUGACAGCCACCCUGGACUGGCGCUUCCAAAGCAGCGGGCAUCCUUUAGAGCAACACUAGGUGCGCCAAGAAGAGAGCUGGGUUAAAGACAGAACUCUCAUUUUUACCCCAAUCCGUUGGCUUGUCUGACAACAGGUUUACCUUUCUCCAAAGAUGGAAAAAGGCUGUUUUCAACAUACUCUAAUUUUGUGUGUGAAACAACUGAAUAAAAAUAUAUAUAUAUAUUUAGAUUAUACUUCCAGUGUUUAACUCCCUAGAGAGUUUUUUUAAUUUGGGUUUUUGUUGGGAUGUAGCUUUGUGGGGUUUUCUGUUUUUCUUUUGAGACUACUCUUGUUAUUUUUUAACGGUUCCUUUCCCUGGUGUGUUCAUGGUAAACACCGACUGCCAGGUGACACUAGCUCUGUGCCUUCUUCUACCGCCUUCUGCUCAACAGCUGUAAUUCAGCAGAGCGUCUUCGAGUCUAAGGAAACCUGGACAGGUGACUUGGCUGUACUGAAAAAUGAACAGCACGGAGGAAUGCAUCCCGCUGUUGAGGGCAGUGCAGACGGGCCUCACAGAGCUAGUGGCACCCUUCACUCGACCACAGAGGAUUUCUAAAUUGGGGAACGCUGUGCCUCAAGUUUUGGCACUAACUGGGAAGGUCAGCAACAACUAUAUCAGGUUUAUAGGUAUAUAUAUAAUAAAUAUAGGCUAUUCUCUAUUGAAAUUUUAACAGCUUUGCUUUUACUACUUGAAUAAAUGCCCCCCCCCCACCUUAGUUAUUGUAAUUCUCAUUUGGGGGAAAAGUUAACUAUUCUUAAGGUUUUUACAUUAAAUUUUUAAAAUUUGAGACUUUUUAAAAUGAGAAAGAUUGUUGACUCCUAAAAGUUAUGGGACACCGUUUUCAUCAGAAGAGUUCAUACAAAGUAAAGCAGACAUGGCGUUCUCCAGUCCUCUAAAAUCAAGGUGCUUCUGGCCACUGAUGGCAUCUUCUGCUAAGGGCUGUGAACUCUCUUAGAAGUCCCCUCUUCCUGUUAAGUUUACUUGCCACUGAAAACAAUGCUGAGUUUCUCCAGAAAGCUUAAAUUAGUAGUGACAACUCUGAGAUCAAGGUUAAUAGGAGCUGUACAUCCAGUUACCAGUUUCAGAAGCUGCUAUUCUGGGAAAAUACAGUUGUUAAUAAGCUUGUGUGAAGAAUGUAAAGUUGUAAAUUAGCCUGAGAAAACUUUCAGGUAAUGAUGUGGAUUGGUUUGAUUUGACUAUCAGGUCACCAACAGAACCUUUUGUCACCUUUUUUCCCCUCUACUAAAAGCAAUUUUAUGUUACUACAAACACAAGGUAGUUUUAAACAAGUAAAAACCAUUUUCCUAAUUUUAUACUAAAUUUUUUUUAAUAUGCCUGCAGGGCUAACAAAUUAUAACUGAUGUAAUCUCAUAUUUUAUUCAAAUUUAGACUAAUUAAACCUAAAUGACCCUGACUUUAAAUGAAAUAGAAAUAAUUUGAAUUUAUACACCUGGUAAGAGGAAAUUCUCUUUACUAAAAAUCACUUUAGGUUGCAAGUACCUUUGAGUUUUGUUUUAUACACUUUAUAUCAUUUGUAUUAAAGCAGGAUGUCCCUAAAAUCCUGCAGGAAUAUGAGACUACUCAUAAAGUGAAGAUGUAAUCCACAUAGAGAUCCAAGUAGAAGAGAAUUAAGUACCCCACUAUCUUUUAAGAUUUAUUAAUUUAUUUUCCUUUAAAAAUCAGAAGAAAAUUUCUACACUUUACAAGUCUAUCCCUCAAACUAAACAAGUGCUCUGUUAUCUGACAUAUAGCUGUAAAAUAAACUUGCUAAAUAAAAAUAAGCAAAAAAUAUACUUGAUAAACAAUUGAAGGGAAAAAUCUCCCGUUGGUUUGCUCUUUGCUUGUUGAAUAAACCAUUUUGAAGAGAAAAUAGUAUCGGCUAUAAUCCCCAGUGCCUUGAACUCUUGGAGGAAGAGCAUAAAAAAAAUAAGCAAACUUUGAGGUGCUAAUGAAAGAGAAGGAAGGUGAGUAUUUCUAGUUUACGCAAAAAUAGAAAAAGUGACUGUCUCUCAAGAGAUGGCUUCAUCUACCUAUACAUGGGGACGGGCUGCUUUCUACCAAAGACAUUGAGAGCAAGUUGAGUCAGGGUAACAGUGAACACUACCAUAGUUAAAAGAUGGCGAAGUUCAGAAGUGAGUAUGCUGGUCAUAGAUGGCUGUUGACACCAAGCCCAUAAAAGCUGAAGCCUCAACCUCCUCAUAGGCAGAAUGUACUUGCAGCACUUAAAGGAAAAAAAAUCUUUGCAUUUUGGGAACUGCCCGUUGUUUGUUAAAUGUAUUGUAACCUAAUACCAAAAACUGCCAUUUUCCAUGAUUGCUGUCUCCUAUAUUUUUUCUCUACUUGUAAAUAGUCUCUACUAGAAAAUAAGCAUUAACUGGAAUGUUUCAAAUGAUUUUGCUUAAUUUUAUUAUCAGCCACUAGUGAACUUUUAUAGAAAUGUACAUGUAAAACAAAAAUAUCAUUAGCUUGUGCUAAAAAUGGUGUAAAAACGUUUACUAUUUUAAAGGAAAAUUGCACAUUAUAUUUUAACUGGGAUUGCUCCUUCUCUUCCCAUUUCUUCAAAAAAUUGAGUCAAUGCUCACACUGACAUGUAGGCUGUGAGAGCUUUGCUAGAUAAGUGAAUAGAUAACAAUGUAGGAAUAUACUUUUUUAAAGCAUGAAAAAGAAAGCAAAAUGAACUGCAUUAUAAAGUACCCAAUAGAGGACACUAUCUAAACGAUUAUGCACAGCUCGGUAAAGAUGAAGUUACAAUUUUUCUUUCAGCUUUGUUGCUAUUAUUUUCUUCUGCUUAAAUGUACGCUCCCAUUUCAUUAUGUGCCUUGCUCCCUGAUUGUGCAAACCUAUAUAUAUAGAGAGAUAGAUAUAUAUGAGAGAGAUCUAUUCAGUACUACUGACGAUGUUUUUGUUCUUCUGCUGGAUUAAGUUAUUUUACAAGUUAUUCUUGCCAGUUACUGUCAGUGAACUAUUGUAAUGGCUUAGGACAGUAGUUAUACAGUCAGUGUAAAUUUGUUUCUCAGUUACAUGUUUUCACUAUGUCAGCUUACCCACUCCUUAAUAAAAAAGAAUAGAUUUCAUUUACAUGUGGGGGUUUUACUUGACUGUUU